GUUUUUAUGUUCCUGGUCAGGCUAUAAUUUACUAGUUUUUAAAAACUAUCUCUGUCAAACUUUUGCUGUUAGAGGCCAAACGGAUGCAAUUUAUCUGGAUUUCAGCAAAGCUUUCGAUAAGGUUAACCAUUCCUUGCUCUGCCAGAAACUAUCCCACUAUGGGAUCCACGGAUGUCUGCUACGGUGGAUAAUAUCAUAUUUAAAAAAUAGGACUCAGCUCGUUACUGUGAAGGGUUACACAUCUUCACCCAUACAGGUCACCUCUGGGGUUCCACAAGGGUCGCACCUUGGACCGCUCCUAUUUGUCAUGUUCAUCAAUGACCUGACUGACAGACUAUCCUCUCAUGCCCUCUUGUAUGCCGAUGAUCUCAAGAUUUUCACGAGUGUUGAUAGGAAGAGUAAUGCUCUGGUGCUGCAGAACGAUCUAAAGGUUAUCGAUGAUUGGUGCUCAUCCAAUAAAAUGUCCCUCAACGUAGAUAAGUGUUGUGUUAUCACUUUUACAAAAAAGAAAAAUAGAUUUGUACACUCUUACUACAUACGCGAUCAAUUAAUAUCCAGAAGGGACACCGUCAGAGACCUAGGUGUUUUGUUCGACGAGCAGCUAACAUUCCGUCCACAUUACGACCAAAUUGUUAAAAAAAGUAAUCGUGCCUUAGGAUUUAUAAUAAGAACUACGAAAGAUUUUAGGAAACCUCGCAGUGUGCUAUAUCUGUUUAAUAGUUUAGUCAGAAGCAUUCUAGAAUACUGCAGCCCGGUGUGGUCUCCAUAUUAUAACGUCCAUAUUGAAAACAUAGAAAGAGUCCAACGUAGAUGCUUAAGAUACAUAUCACGCAAGAAUCACUACGGUCGUUCACUAAAAGACUAUAGUGAAAGGUUAACGGAGUUUGACGUAAUUCCUCUAAGUACCCGCCGCAGAAGAUACGACCUACUUUAUCUGCAUAAAAUCUUGCACUCCCGGAUAGAUGCUCCAGAUCUUCUCUCCUCACUCAGUAUUAAUACCAGACAUAGAUCCCGUGGGUCGAAGUCUAACAUCUUCGCAAUACAGGCAUACAAAAACAAUACUUCUUACUACAACCCUCUAGUCAGGAUGUGUCGCGCAUAUAAUGAGUUGGCUCGUGCGGGCAAGGACAUAGAUGUAUUUAAUAGUAAAUUUCCUCAGUAUAAAAAGGCUAUAUCCGACUUGCUCAAAAAUGACGAAACGACAGCGUCUCCCGGUGGGAACGGUGGGUAAUGUCUUCUGGGUAAUCUUUUGCUUCCGUCGUAAUCACCGCAAUUAGUAUAAAAUAUCUAAUAAAAUUUCAUAAUAUUGUGUUGUAACUGUUAGAGUUAAGUUAGAACUGUAUUUAUUUUUGGAUAGUACUUGUAAUUUAAUUUAAUUUAUCAUGCUGUGUAUACUAAUUUUGGCUUACGGUCCAGUAUGUAAUUAACACUUUUUCUUUACGAUGAAGCCCAGACUGUAAACUGUUUGUA
Ostrinia furnacalis (Asian corn borer) is the source of this 1470-nucleotide messenger RNA. RefSeq lists its product as uncharacterized. The record is from RefSeq and is a predicted model, not a curated record. Lineage: Eukaryota; Metazoa; Arthropoda; Insecta; Lepidoptera; Crambidae. The transcript has 2 exons. Bases 308 to 1231 code for a protein of 307 amino acids.